Molecule: messenger RNA, 2001 nt
Organism: Sorex araneus (European shrew)
Lineage: Eukaryota; Metazoa; Chordata; Mammalia; Eulipotyphla; Soricidae
Gene: CDIPT
Product: CDP-diacylglycerol--inositol 3-phosphatidyltransferase
Exons: 6
Coding region: 698-1144 (148 amino acids)
Biological process (GO): phosphatidylinositol biosynthetic process
Cellular component (GO): Golgi apparatus; membrane
Molecular function (GO): CDP-diacylglycerol-inositol 3-phosphatidyltransferase activity
Source: RefSeq, a predicted model, not a curated record
GCCGGGGACGGAACCUUCUCCCUUAUCUCGUUUCCGGGAGGUUACAGUCUCCGCAAAAAGGAAAUUAGAGAUACCGACUCAGCCCCCCCGUCUCUUUUGCCCUCUUCUUUUCACUUCCUCCGCCCGGUGUCGAGGGGCCUCGGUGCUCUUGUAGGAACCCAGAGGCCGGGGCGGAGUGAGGAAAAAGGAAAAGGAAGCCGGCAGGUCUUAAAGGGGCCGCAGACGUUGUUUCAGCCUCUUUUCCUUCUUCCAAUUUUGCAAGGGCGAUCGCAGAGGACAGAAUUUCCCGAAGCUGAGCACAGCUGGAGCAGCAGGAGGCGCAGCUGGAGGCGGGCGCGCCUGCGGGGCGGGCAGAGACUAGGUUCUGCCCCAAGGAGGGUGGGGUGUGCGCGCCCAGUCCUGUGCCCCGCGCCCAUCUGGGUUGGCCUUUGCUCUGGCUGGCUGCGUGCGGGCUUUAGCAAACCUUGGACCGGGCCGGAGCAGCGGGGAGCCUGCUCGCAGUUGGUGCGGCCGAUGCGCGAGGCCGGAGGGUGAGGACAGCGCUGGCAACAUCCGCUCCGGCCCUGGGCGCCAAGGGGGCCGCAGCGAUGCCGGAGGAAAAUAUCUUCCUGUUUGUGCCUAACCUCAUCGCGGACUUCUGGACGCUUUCGAUGGACACGCAGCUCGAGCCCUUAAUCAAGGGACCCGGUUUGGAGCCAUGCUGGACAUGCUGACCGAUCGCUGCUCCACCAUGUGUCUGCUGGUCAACCUCGCCCUGCUGUACCCCCGCGCCACCCUUCUCUUCCAGCUCAGCAUGAGCUUGGAUGUGGCUAGUCAUUGGCUGCACCUCCACAGUUCCGUGGUCCGAGGCAGUGAGAGUCACAAGAUGAUUGACCUGUCAGGAAACCCGGUGCUCCGCAUCUACUACACCUCCAGGCCCGCUCUGUUUACCCUGUGUGCCGGCAAUGAACUCUUCUACUGCCUCCUCUACCUGUUCAACUUCUCCGAGGGACCUUUAGUGGGCUCGGUGGGUCUUUUCCGGCUGGGCCUCUGGAUUACGGCUCCCAUCGCCUUGCUCAAGUCCCUCAUCAGUGUUGUCCACCUGGUCACAGCUGCUCGAAACAUGGCUGCCCUGGACGCGGCAGACCGCUCCCGGAAGAAGUGACCCCCGAGCCUCGCGCCCCUGGCCACCACCUGCCCUGGGAGUCGAACUGUGCCACGUGGCUCCCCUUCCCUUCUAGAAGGUUCCAGGCCCCCAUCUUCCUAAUGUGUGGUCUGAUCUGCUAGAAGGGCAACUUGCUCUCCCACCCCUGUGACGUGUCUGGACCUGGACCUCAAACUGGAGGGAUGCCCAGGUCCUACCCACGCGGAGGACAGUGCUUUUGGGUGCCAGGAGGCCAAUCAGGGCUGGACAUUGUCACACCCAGCUGCCUCGGCUGGUGGCUGGGCUCUCAGCCCUGGGGUCUGGCUUGGGUUCAAGCCAGGGACACUUGAGUGAGGGAGAUAGGGGAGAGGUUGUGUUUCCCAAAAAGCAGGGAGCCAGCCUCUGCCCCUGGCACAGAGGAAGCCUGCAGGUGCCACGCCCAGGAGAGGGGCCUCUAGCUCCCUCCUGCAUUGCGGUCUUGUCCAUCUAGCUCUGAGAGCCGCAUAAUAAAGGUGGGAGCCUCACUCUCCUGGGCGUGGUUUCCUUUGAGAUCCCUUGGACCAGGAUGUAUGUGGAAGGGAAGUAGGAAGAUCUUUCGAGAUGCUUCCCUCCGGUGUACUGUAGGCUCCUUCUGACAUUCCACAGUGACUUCAGAGAGGACCUCUCUGCCGCCAAGCUCAUGUCACGUCCUCUUACCUGCUUUCUUUUCUACACGAAACCCACACUGGCUGUCUGUAUUUACUUGUAUACCUGAUGUUUCUGCCCCCAUCAGAAUGUAAUUUCCACAAGGGCACAGACUUGUUCCUUGUCUAUUCCUACAAUGAAGAGUGAUCUUAACCGAGCCUACAGUAGCUGCUUAAUAAAUAUUCACAAAUAGG